Molecule: messenger RNA, 1703 nt
Organism: Euleptes europaea (tarantolino)
Lineage: Eukaryota; Metazoa; Chordata; Lepidosauria; Squamata; Sphaerodactylidae
Gene: DCLRE1B
Product: DNA cross-link repair 1B
Exons: 4
Coding region: 18-1703 (561 amino acids)
Biological process (GO): protection from non-homologous end joining at telomere; interstrand cross-link repair; double-strand break repair via nonhomologous end joining
Molecular function (GO): damaged DNA binding; 5'-3' DNA exonuclease activity
Source: RefSeq, a predicted model, not a curated record
CUGAAAGAGUUGGAUUGAUGAACGGGGCUCUGAUUGCAGGCACGCCCAUUGCGGUGGAUUUCUGGAAUAUAAGAAAGGCCAGCCAAGCUCGCUUAUUCUUCCUUUCUCACAUGCAUAGUGACCAUACAGUGGGGCUUUCUAGCACCUGGAACCAACCCAUCUAUUGUUCUCCUAUUACUGGUCAUAUCUUGCAUUUGAAAUUGAAGGUUGCUGAGCGCUGGAUCUGCCCCCUUGAAGUGGGAGAGAGCCAUGUUGUGCCCAUGGAUGAGAUCGGCAAAGAAACUAUGACUGUGACCUUGAUAGAUGCUAAUCAUUGUCCUGGUUCUGUCAUGUUCCUCUUUGAAGGCUACUUUGGUGUCAUCCUCUACACUGGUGAUUUUCGUUACAGUCCCAACAUGCAGCAGGAGCCAGCUCUGAAGAACUCAAAACUGAUCAACGUCCUCUAUCUGGACACUACCAACUGCCACCCCAAGCUUAUCUUGCCAUCCCAGCAGAAGGCCACUGAGAAAAUCAAAGAGCUGAUCAGGGCCCACCCCUGUCACCUGGUUAAAAUUGGUACCUACACUUUGGGAAAGGAGUCCCUCUUAGUACAAAUAGCCCAAGAAUUUGGCACUUGGAUUGUGGUGAGUCCUAGGAAGAUGGAAUUGAUGAAGCUUUUGAGGCUAGAGAAUGUGUUCACAACUGAGGAAGAGGCUGGUUGGAUUCAUGUUGUGGAUUUUUCAGAAAUCUGCCAAGCAAAUAUGAUCAGCUGGAACCAACGGCAUCCAACCAUAGCUAUCCUCCCAACCAGUCGACCAGUGAAGAUCAAUCACCCUGAUGCCCACAUUGUUCCUUACUCAGACCACUCGUCUUUCCAAGAGUUGCUGGAGUUUGUGGCUUGGCUGAAGCCCUGCUCCAUAAUUCCAAUAGUGAAGACUGCUGAAUGUCAGAAAUAUUUCAAGCAGUACUUGAGAUCUGAAAAUCAAUUGCUUGAGGAGUCCAAACUGCCUGAAUCGGUGAAAAGAUUCAUGCAGCUGCCAAGCAAGAAGCAGGAAAGGCCUUCAAAGAUAAUAAAACUGGUUUCCUGUUGCCAUGUUCCAAGGGGGGUUUUGUUUGAAGAUAGCCUGGAUGCAGAGGCUUCCCAGGAAAGCUGCCCAGAGCCACUGAAGAAAUCUUUGCCUUAUUCUCAAGGAAAGUGUUCUGGGUACUCGCCGUGUAGAGGGAAGCAGAAAAUAAUGAUGGAAAAACCUCAAAACCUUGAGGACCAGAGUGGGCAUUCUCCAGUGCUGCCUGAUGUGACAUCCACCAAACAUCAGUUAAAGGACAAUAUUGCUGAUCAUUUCCAAAAACAUCAGACAUCAAAGCACACUAUGCCCAGUUUGGAAGUGGUUGUCAGGACUCCUUGUUCCAGCUCAGGUAGUGACAUUAAUCUUUGCCAGGUGGGCUUGGAAGACUGUGUCCCCUCAGCAACAUUGCACCCGUUUCAGAAUGACAUUGAUUAUACACGUGGCUCCCAAAAGGACAUGGCAAUCCAGCCUGCCAGCGCUCCAGGGGGUCUUCUUCAGAAGUAUGACUUUUCUCCGUUGAGCAGCUCAAAGCGUUGGUCCCUCCAAACCUUUGACCAGCAAGUGGAAAACUACAUAAAAAAAGGGAAAGCCCAAAUGCACAAAGCAGAACAAACUUGCAGCCAGGCUGAGAACUCAGAGUGGAACCAAAACUGCUAG